UGGACAACCCUGUAAUCUCUGUGCCUGCGGUCUUUGCUACAAAUGUGGAAGUUAUUCUGCAUUUCAUUAUUGUGAUUUGUGAAACGAUUUACGUUAUAUUAACAAGAGUUUCGUAUUGUAAAACAAAGGAGAGAAAAGUAUAAAAAUGAGCUCCAUUGGUACAGGUUACGAUCUGUCAGCAUCACAGUUUUCACCGGACGGUCGAGUAUUCCAGGUGGAAUACGCACAUAAAGCUGUGGAGAAUAGUGGGACUGUCAUUGGUCUCAGAGGGAAGGAUGGAGUCGUUUUUGCAGUGGAGAAAUUAGUAACUUCAAAACUGUAUGAACCAGGUGCUAAUAAAAGAAUAUUCAAUAUUGACAAAAAUGUCGGAAUGGCGGUGUCAGGACUUAUUUCAGAUGCAAGACAAAUAGUGGAGACUGCUAGAACAGAAGCCAUGAAUUACCGUGCACAGUAUGGAUCCAACAUUCCUCUGAGAUUCUUGAAUGACCGCGUGUCCAUGUAUAUGCAUGCUUAUACAUUGUACAGUGCUGUACGUCCAUUUGGUUGUAGUGUUAUAUUGGGUGCCUACGAGGCAGAUGGACCUGUUAUGUACAUGAUUGACCCUUCAGGAGUAUCUUAUGGAUAUUAUGGUUGUGCAGUUGGGAAAGCCAAACAGGCAGCAAAGACAGAGAUUGAAAAGCUGAAAUUGUCAGACAUGACAUGUAAAGAUCUAGUGAAAGAAGCAGCUAGAAUCAUCUAUCUGGUUCAUGAUGAACUGAAAGAUAAACAGUUUGAGUUGGAAUUGAGCUGGGUGGGAGCUGAUACAAAAGGAGUCUUUGAGCGUGUGCCACAGUCAGUGUUCCAGGAGGCAGAAAAAUCAGCCAAGGCAGCAAUGGAGGAUGAGUCUGAUUCUGACACUGAGGAUAUGUGAAGUGCAGAGGACAGUAAUAGAUAUAAAUGAUGAACAGGGAGUGAAUGGUAUAAUAAUAAGCUGAAAUCAGUCAAACCUUGGUGGAUAUAAAGUCAUGUUCGCUGAAUUCAUUAUACUUCAGAAAAUUCAUGUUUGACUCAGGAAGUGACAGGUUCAGGUAAUAUUCUUUUGUUUAAAAACUGAGGCAUCAGAAAUAAGCCUUGAAUGAAGUCUUUGCAUUUACUGAAUCAGAAUUUUGUAAGAGAAAAUUACUGUAAUGUUAAUUUGGGUAAACAAAAAUAAUCAAAAUAGCUCUUUCAUUGAAAAAGGACACUUGUUAUUCAUUAAAGGAUAAAUAUUUCUAGUUUUUUUAGCUGUGGCUGAAAACUGUAUUUUUUAAUAUAUAAAGACCCCUUAAAUAAUUGAGCAUAACACAGUUUGUUGGCUGGAACAUACUGCUUUGGCUAUGUAAUAUUUCUCUCAUGAUUUACUUAACUACUUGUGUCACUUCAAAAACAGUUGACUAUUGAUGACUGAAACAGAACAUGAAAACAAACACUUAUAUCUACCAUCAGGUUUUGUUGCAUCAGGUGUGUAUGAUAGUACUGUUUUAAAUAAAGGCUAAAUAAAAAUCACAUCUUUCU
Cryptotermes secundus is the source of this 1533-nucleotide messenger RNA. It is a transcript of the gene Prosalpha7, whose product is annotated as proteasome subunit alpha type-3. The coding region runs from base 146 to 910 and encodes 254 amino acids. Gene Ontology annotation, biological process: ubiquitin-dependent protein catabolic process. Gene Ontology annotation, cellular component: proteasome core complex, alpha-subunit complex; nucleus; proteasome core complex. Lineage: Eukaryota; Metazoa; Arthropoda; Insecta; Blattodea; Kalotermitidae. The record is from RefSeq and is a predicted model, not a curated record. The transcript is spliced from 6 exons.